Messenger RNA from Mycosarcoma maydis (corn smut), 1878 nucleotides. Its product is annotated as putative branch point bridging protein. Gene Ontology annotation, molecular function: mRNA binding; zinc ion binding. Gene Ontology annotation, biological process: regulation of mRNA splicing, via spliceosome. The record is from RefSeq and is a predicted model, not a curated record. NCBI's taxonomy places the organism in Eukaryota, Fungi, Basidiomycota, Ustilaginomycetes, Ustilaginales. The transcript has a single exon. Bases 1 to 1878 code for a protein of 625 amino acids. Gene Ontology annotation, cellular component: nucleus.
AUGUCGUGGAGGAGCAAUGCGCAACGCACUGGUAUGAAUGCCCAGCCGCUUCAGGGCGCAAGGCGCUGGGGCGGCGCAGGAGGCGCAGGCGAAGGUCCGUCCAGUUCCGGUUCGCCGCCUUCCAGCUACCACCAACCAUCCCACCCUUACCAGUCUUCCUACUCGCACCAAUCACAGCCUUACAAUGCAGCACCAGCACCACCGACAUCCUCCUCCUCGUCAUCCUCGAAUCCAAGAGAUGCUGCGCUAGCUGCUGCAGCCGCCGUCGCUGCAAGCAUUGGCAUCAAGCGCGAUCGCGAUCGCAGUUCGGAUGCACCUGGCUCCAAUUCCUAUGCGGCUCCCUCCUUGCUUACUUCAGCAAGCACAGCAGACGGGUCAGGCGCAGACGCUGGUCCUCGCAAGCGCAAAUCUCGAUGGGGCGACGCCAACGACAAGAUCACCAUCCCCACCGCUAUUGGCGCAAACGUCUCUGCUCAAGAACUCGACAAGUACGCCAUCCAGGUGCGCCUCGAUGAGAUCUCGCGUAAGCUACGAUCUGGCGACUUUGUUCCACCAGAUCGCGAGCGUUCGCCAUCUCCUCCUCCCACCUACGACAACCAAGGCCGUCGUACCAACACGCGCGAAGUACGUUACCGCAAGAAACUUGAAGAUGAGCGCGUCGCUCUCGUCGACCGCCAACUCAAGCUCGAUCCCAACUUCCGUCCUCCCUCCGACUACCACGCCAUCAAACGUAACCAACGUCCCACCGAAAAAGUGUACCUACCCAUCAAAGAGUUCCCCGAAAUCAAAUUCUUCGGCUUGCUCGUCGGGCCAAGAGGAAACACGCUCAAGACCAUGGAACGCCAGAGCGGUGCCAAGAUCUCUAUCCGUGGCAAAGGCUCCGUCAAGACAGGCAAAGGAAAAAUGGACGCCGACGAAGACGAGGAAGAGAUGCACUGCGUCGUCACCGCCGACGACGAAGCUUCCGUCAAGAAAUGCAUCAAACUCAUCAACCAGGUCAUUGAAACCGCCGCUUCCACCCCCGAGGGUGAGAACGAUCACAAGAGGAAUCAGCUUCGUGAACUCGCCGCUCUCAACGGUACUCUGCGCGACGACGAGAAUCAGCUCUGCAAAAACUGCGGUAACAAGGGUCAUCGUGCAUUCGAGUGUCCUGAACAACGCAAUUGGACAGCUCACAUCAUAUGUCAUCGUUGCGGAGGUCAGGGUCAUCUCGCGCGCGAUUGCACACAGGGUCGAGCGGGAGCUUUCAACGGUGCUCCUCCUGGAGCUGCAGGCACUGGCAAUCGGCAAUUCGACUCAGAGUAUGCAAACCUGAUGGCAGAGCUCGGCGAACCUGCUGCAGCGGUAGAUGGUGCAGCUACAGCAGCGGGCGGAGCAGUGGGCGGAGCAGCGGUGGGACCCGAUGGCAAGAAAAUUCCACCCUGGCGCAACCCAGAAGUGUGGUCUCAACCUGGAUUCGGCGCGCCACGUGGUGGUGAUGCAGGUCGUGGUGGAUGGGGACAUCGUGGAGGCUACAACAACCGAGGCGACCGCGCCGGUUACAAUCAACACCAACAGCAGCAGCAUCCGCAUGCGUACCAUCAACAGCAGCAGGCAUAUCCAGCUUAUGACCAGUCUGCGCCGACAGCUGCGCCAGGUGGUGCAGAGAACGCAGAUCAACAACAUCGAGACUACAGCGCCGAAUGGGCAGCUUACUAUGCUGCUCAAGCUGCCGCUGGUGGCGCACAAGGCGCGGAUCCCAGUGCAGCAGCAGCGGGAACAACAGCAGCAGCGGAAGGUGCCGUGGACUAUUCCAAAGAAUGGGAAGAAUACUAUCGUAUGCAGGCGGCUGCUGCUGCUCAGGAUGGGAGUGCCUAUGCGGCUGGUACUCAGGCUUGA